This is a messenger RNA of Homalodisca vitripennis (glassy-winged sharpshooter), 2091 nucleotides long. Its product is annotated as serine/arginine repetitive matrix protein 1-like. NCBI's taxonomy places the organism in Eukaryota, Metazoa, Arthropoda, Insecta, Hemiptera, Cicadellidae. The annotation marks the transcript as partial. The record is from RefSeq and is a predicted model, not a curated record. The transcript is spliced from 3 exons.
ACUUGGUGUGUUAGGUCCACCUCAGUGUCUCCAUGUAGACAGUACAACUCUGAGGGUGUCAAACUGGAGGACAGUGGGACCAAGAAGCGUUUCUCAUCAUAUGUCAAACUACAAGUCACAAGCUCACCUGCCCCUCACAGUCCGGAACCUCCGCCUCGCCACAACAGAGUAGCAUCCCCCCUUCUUAGACGAAAUAUAGAAUCCUCAUCCCCCUCUUCUGUAAGAAGAAAUUUUCCAGAAGGAAAUCAGUCCCCAUUAUUAGGAAGGAGGUAUGUGUCGCCGACCCCACCUCAGCCACCUCCACGACGAUUGUCUGACUGCAACUCCGUUCCGGGUUCGCCACGACGACCUGCCCGCUUCCACCAUACCCCCGAGCCCCAGCGCAGAGUUGUGCAGACCCGCGAUGGCGUCAGUUCGUUGCUCGGUAGUGCCAAACAGCUGGUUAACAAAGCUGUCUGGUACUCGCACCGUCUGGUCUCGGGCCCGGGCAGUCGCUCGGACAAACACCUCGCUAAUCAAACCCAUCAAGUGACCCAACACCUCUAGCCUCCCCUCUCCUCACCUCACUCUUAUGUUAUUUUUAUGUACAACUGCACGAUUCGUUUGGACACUGUGGAUGCCAAGCAAAUCUCAUGAAUUUAGUUCUUUGCAUGAAAUGUUUCUAUGUAUUGUAUGAGACGUCUUAAAUGGUACUUAAAGCAAAAAGUAAUAGGAAACAGCUAGCCAAAAUUCAAAAUUUGAAUCACAAUUUUCAGUAGGAAAUUGUUGCUUUUGUUAAAUAUUUUCUUACAGACAUUCCAUAAAUCAUUUUUAUUUAAUUAUUUUCUUAUAGAGUUUUGAUUUAAGUGCUCCUAUCAUGCAUUUUGAAGGGAAACAAAAGAAUUAUAACUAAGAUUUAUAGUUUUUAUUUAUUCACCAAAUAUUUGUAAUAGAAAAACAAUAAGUCAUUUUCCCUUAAAAAAAUAAAAAUCCCAAAAAAUAAAAGAUUAAAAGAAUAAAAAUACAAAAAAAUUAAAUACGUACAUUUGAAAAUUUUGAUUACAUUAUUAAUCUUUAGAUAUUUUCCCCUAAAAAUGUAUAAAAGCUAUUACACUAUAACUUCAUUAAUUAUAUUUUAGUGCAAACAAACUAGACAAGUAAUGGUUUUAUCAAAAUAAAAAAAAACUAAAAAUAUUUUUUGUCAGUGUGCUAAUGACUAAUGGUAUACUAGGCCGUUUAUGAAAAAACAAACAUACAUUUGUCAUUCUUGCAUGUGGACUAGUUUAUAAUGCUUAACUCAUGUUGACUUUUCAAAAAAAUUUUGGAAAUAUUAAAGCUAACGGCAUAGUUUGUUUUAAGCUCAAAUUUGUCAUAUGUCAAUAAAAAACGUCCGUGACUUUUUACAACCUCAAAUUUUUUACUGCUAAGUUUUCUUGAAAUUGUAUGAAGACAAGUCUAGUACAAAAUGAGGUAGUCUAUAUACCACAUACAGAAAUUAAUAAAAAAUACAAACAUACACAUGUACCUUACUGUUUAGCUGUAAUAUAUAAUACAAUCAGGCUGACUUGUAUGUAUUAUUUGAAUGGCAACAAACUUCCUCUAGUCAAUAGUUAGUUUCUCCAACAAUUAGGAAAACUGAUGUGUCUGAAAAAUAUUGUGCAGCAUGUAAAACUAUAAGUUUUCUUUUCUACCUACCUUCCCCAUAUUUCUCUUUGAAUAUGUUUAAGACAAAUUUAAAAAAUUGACCUUGAUUUUAACAAAUGACUUCAUGUGUUUGUACAUGAGUAUUGGUGUUAAGUAUUGACUUUUGUCAAAGAUUAGAGUGUAUGAAAUGCAACAAUACUUGAGAAAUUGUGCAUCAGCCACAAUUUAAUUUUGUAAGUUUAUGGUGUAAAGAAAGUUGGUUUUACUCGUAAUAAUUGACAAACUGGAUUGAUAUAUUGAAAUUGAUGUUAUAAUUUUGCUUGUAUGUUCUUUGCCCAUGUUCUUAUUUUUUUCUUUUCGAUAAAAAAGUGUACAUGAAGUUUUUUUUAUUCACCCUUAAGUUUAUUUCAGUAAAAUUUUGUUUGUUAUUUAAGAUGUGAAGAUUCAAAUUAUAGAUUAUUCAAAAUA